Messenger RNA from Phyllopteryx taeniolatus (common seadragon), 3169 nucleotides. RefSeq names its product heat shock protein 90, alpha (cytosolic), class A member 1, tandem duplicate 1 (gene hsp90aa1.1). Gene Ontology annotation, molecular function: disordered domain specific binding; ATP-dependent protein folding chaperone; ATP binding. Gene Ontology annotation, cellular component: plasma membrane; protein-containing complex; perinuclear region of cytoplasm. The record is from RefSeq and is a predicted model, not a curated record. NCBI's taxonomy places the organism in Eukaryota, Metazoa, Chordata, Actinopteri, Syngnathiformes, Syngnathidae. Bases 201 to 2375 code for a protein of 724 amino acids. Gene Ontology annotation, biological process: protein folding; protein stabilization; cellular response to heat. The transcript is spliced from 11 exons.
CGUAUCUUCUGGAACCUUCUGAAUGGGAGCUUCCAGAAGCCCCCUCGCUGGAGGUAUAAAAAGACGCCGGCGUGUUGUGGGAGUCUGUAUCGAGUCCAAAGACACUCACCGGAAGGAGCAGCAGCACAGCACUCACUCAGACUCAGAACUCUUCACAAAGUUAUUGACUGACUCAAACCACCACAGAUUUCAUACUCAAGAUGCCCGAGAAUGCCACACACGCCAUGGAGGAGGAUAUGGAGACCUUCGCCUUUCAGGCUGAGAUUGCUCAGCUGAUGUCCCUGAUCAUCAACACCUUCUAUUCCAACAAAGAAAUCUUCCUCAGGGAGCUCAUCUCCAACUCAUCUGAUGCUUUGGAUAAAAUCCGCUAUGAGAGCUUGACUGACCCCAGCAGAUUUGACUCCUGCAAGGAGCUCAAAAUCGAAGUCAGGCCUGACUUGCAUGCCCGCACCCUCACCCUGGUCGACACGGGUAUUGGCAUGACCAAGGCUGACCUGAUUAACAACCUGGGCACAAUCGCCAAGUCUGGAACCAAGGCGUUCAUGGAGGCUUUGCAGGCCGGAGCUGACAUCUCCAUGAUCGGUCAGUUCGGUGUGGGUUUCUACUCAGCCUACCUGGUGGCCGAGAAGGUGACAGUCAUCACUAAGCACAAUGACGACGAGCAGUACGUGUGGGAGUCGGCGGCUGGGGGCUCGUUCACGGUCCGACCUGACACUGGAGAGUCCAUAGGCAGAGGCACAAAAGUGAUCCUGCACCUCAAAGAAGAUCAGACGGAAUACUGCGAGGAGAAACGCAUCAAGGAAGUUGUGAAGAAGCACUCUCAGUUCAUUGGAUACCCUAUUACACUUUACGUGGAGAAGACAAGGGAGAAGGAGGUAGAUCUCGAGGCGGGGGAGAAGGAGGAUGAUGCCGACAAACCCGCCUCCGAGAACAAGGACAAACCCGAGAUUGAGGAUGUGGGCUCCGAUGAGGACGAAGACACCAAGGAGAGCAAGAACAAGAGGAAGAAAAAGGUCAAGGAGAAGUACAUGGACCAGGAGGAGCUGAACAAGACCAAACCCAUCUGGACCCGCAAUCCCGACGACAUUACGAACGAAGAGUAUGGCGAGUUCUAUAAGAGUCUCACCAAUGACUGGGAGGACCACCUGGCUGUCAAGCAUUUCUCCGUUGAGGGCCAGUUGGAGUUCCGAGCACUGCUCUUUGUACCCAGAAGGGCUGCGUUUGACCUCUUUGAAAACAAAAAGAAGAGGAACAACAUUAAACUGUAUGUGCGCAGGGUCUUCAUCAUGGACAACUGUGAGGAGCUAAUUCCAGAGUACCUCAACUUCAUCAAAGGCGUGGUUGACUCUGAGGAUCUGCCCCUGAACAUCUCCAGAGAAAUGCUGCAGCAGAGCAAGAUCCUCAAAGUCAUCCGCAAGAACCUGGUCAAGAAGUGCUUGGAACUCUUCUCUGAGCUUGCUGAUGACAAAGACAACUACAAGAAGUGCUACGAGCAGUUCUCAAAGAACAUCAAGCUUGGCAUCCACGAAGAUUCCCAGAACAGGAAGAAACUGUCAGAGAUGCUGCGAUACUACACCUCUGCUUCUGGAGAUGAGGUGGUUUCUCUGAAGGACUACGUUUCACGUAUGAAGGACAACCAGAAACACAUCUACUAUAUUACAGGUGAGACCAAAGACCAGGUGGCCAACUCCGCCUUUGUGGAGCGCCUGCGCAAGGCCGGCUUGGAGGUCAUCUACAUGAUUGAGCCCAUCGACGAGUACUGCGUCCAGCAGCUGAAGGAAUACGAUGGCAAGAAUCUGGUCUCAGUCACCAAGGAAGGCCUUGAGCUGCCCGAGGAUGAGGAUGACAAGAAGAAGCAGGAGGAACUCAAGACUAAGUUUGAGAACUUAUGCAAGAUCAUGAAGGACAUCCUCGACAAGAAGAUAGAAAAGGUAACGGUCUCCAACCGCCUGGUGUCGUCGCCGUGCUGCAUUGUCACCAGCACGUACGGCUGGACAGCUAACAUGGAGAGAAUCAUGAAGUCGCAAGCCUUGAGGGACAACUCUACCAUGGGCUACAUGACGGCCAAGAAGCACCUGGAGAUCAACCCCCUGCAUCCUAUUGUGGAGACCUUGAGGUCGAAGGCUGAGGCGGACAAGAACGACAAGGCAGUGAAGGACCUGGUCAUCCUCCUGUUUGAGACUGCCUUGCUAUCUUCUGGAUUCACGCUGGAGGACCCCCAGACGCACGCCAACCGCAUCUACAGGAUGAUCAAACUUGGUCUUGGCAUCGAUGAAGAUGACGUGGCAGUCGAGGAUCUCGCUCAGCCUGCGGAAGAAGACAUGCCAGUUCUAGAGGGCGAUGACGACACAUCAAGAAUGGAGGAAGUCGACUAAACGGUGUACCAGACUCGUCUGCUUUCUUAAUACUACUCGUUGUAACUUAUUUAAGUCAUUAGUUUCUAAACAUUAACUGUUUGUCACCAUAAUGUAGAAAAGGUCACCCACAGAGCUGUUACAAUAGAACCUGAGGUGCUUAUGUGAAAUUACCCAAAACAAAACUUUUUAUGCCGACUGAUUCCAUGCAAUUAUAUUUUAGUUAGUUAAAGACAAUACAAUUCAUUGACGGUGUAGCGGUACUCUGGCCUGACCUCUGUUCAGACUGUGGGUUCAGUUCCCACUCAGUAACAAUGUGAAUGUGAGUCGGAAUGGUCCUCUGUCUUUAUAUGUGCCCUGUGAUUGACUGCCGACCAAUCCAGGGUGCAGUCCGCUUUUCGCCCAAAGUCAGCUGGGAUAGGCUCUUGCUCCAUGUGACCCUGAACAGAAAAAUGGAUGGACGAAUGUUUAUAUCUUCCAUCCAUCGAUCCAUACAUUUUCUAUACAUCUUAUCCUCAUUAGAAUUGCAUUGGGCUGGAGCUCACCCCAUUUUAUACACCCUGGACUGGUCACCAGCAAUCACAGGGCACAUAUAAGCAAACAACCAAACACUCACGUUCACACUGUGAGGCAGGCGUGCUAAUCAUUAGGCAGACCUGUGCUAUGUUUUUAUCUUAACAAACAAGAUACAAUUGCUUGGAACUGUGAAACCUCCAAGCAAAAUAAUAGUCACUGGAAAUAUGUAGCUUGUAUCUUUUUGUAACAUUUUUAUUGAAAGCAUUAAAAUUUGUAAUAAAAUCAAUUGAGAAAUCCAA